Molecule: messenger RNA, 5970 nt
Organism: Ectocarpus sp. CCAP 1310/34
Lineage: Eukaryota; Phaeophyceae; Ectocarpales; Ectocarpaceae
Source: the annotation of a GenBank genome assembly
AUGUCAUUUCCGCACCGCCACCUGCUCGGAAUCAAGGGGCUUUCGGAGCCAGACAUACAUUAUUUGCUCGAUCAGGCGGAUGAGGCGGUGAAAAUCUCCCGCCAGCGCGAGAAAAAGACCACCACCCUGCGUGGCCUGACCCAGAUAAAUCUUUUCUUUGAAUCCUCGACCAGGACACAAGCCUCGUUCGAACUGGCCGGAAAACGGCUCGGUGCGGAUGUGAUGAACAUGUCGGUCGCCAAUUCGAGCGUCAAAAAGGGUGAGACCCUGGUCGACACGGCGAUGACACUCAACGCCAUGCGCCCCGAUGUGCUGGUGGUGCGGCAUUCGUCUGCCGGUGCUGUGGCUCUGCUGGCGCAAAAGGUCGGCUGCCCGGUGAUCAAUGCCGGCGACGGUGCGCAUGAACACCCGACCCAGGCGCUGCUUGACGCGCUGACCAUCCGCCGCGCCAAGGGCAAGGUCGGACGGCUGAUUGUCACCAUCUGUGGCGACGUUCUGCAUUCCCGCGUUGCCCGCUCGAACAUCCUGCUGCUCAAUGCGCUUGGCGCGCGCAUCCGCGUGGUCGCGCCUUCGACGCUGCUGCCAUCAGGCAUCGCGGAUAUGGGUGUGGAAGUGUUCCAGCGCAUGGAAGACGGGCUGAAAGAUGCCGACGUGGUGAUGAUGUUGAGAUUGCAGCGUGAGCGGAUGGCCGGUUCCUUCGUGCCGUCAGUCCGCGAAUACUUCCGCUAUUUCGGCCUUGAUGGCCAAAAGCUCAAAUCAGCCAAGGACGAUGCGCUGGUGAUGCACCCGGGACCGAUGAACCGAGGCGUUGAAAUCGCCUCCGACAUUGCCGACGGUCCGCAAAGCGUGAUCGAACAGCAGGUCGAGAUGGGGGUCGCGGUGCGGAUGGCGAAUGUGCGGAUUGUCGAUCCUUCGACCGGCAUGGACGAGCUUGGCGAUAUCGUCAUAGUCAACGGCAAGAUUGCGGCCUGCGGCACUGACGCCCGCGGUUUCAAGCUGCCUUCCGACGCCGAGAUUGAGGACUGCGAAGGUCUGAUCGCUGCUCCCGGGCUGGUGGACGCCUGUGUUCAUAUCGGCGAACCGGGCGCUGAACACCGCGAGACGAUUGCGUCUGCCAGCCGGGCGGCGGCUGCGGGUGGCGUCACAUCGAUCAUCAUGAUGCCCGACACAGACCCGGUGAUUGACGACGUGGCGCUUGUCGAUUUCGUCCAGCGGCUGGCGCGCGACGAAGCCAUCGUCCGGGUCUAUCCGGCGGCAGCCCUGACCAAGGGGCUUGCCGGCGAGGAAAUGACCGAGGUCGGGCUGCUGCUCGACGCCGGCGCGGUGAUGCUGUCGAACGGCCGGCACACGGUCGACAACCCGGCGGUGAUGCGCCGGGCGAUGACCUAUGCGCGUGACUUCGGCACCGUCAUCGCCGUGGCGACCCAGGACCGGCAGCUCGGUGGUACCGGCGUGAUGAACGAAGGCCUGUUUGCAAGCUGGCUGGGCCUGCCCGGAAUCCCGCGCGAAGCCGAGAUCAUUCCGCUCGAGCGCGAUCUGCGUCUGGCGGCCCUCACCCGGUCCCGCUACCACGCGAUGAGCGUUUCGGUGCCGGAAUCGGCCGACAUCAUCCGCGCCGCCAAGGCCCGCGGGCUCGACGUCACUGCGGGGAUCUCGAUCAACCACCUGACCCUGAACGAGACCGAUAUCGGCGAGUACCGGACCUUCUUCCGGCUGUCGCCGCCGCUGCGGACCGAGGACGACCGCACCGCCAUGGUCGCUGCCCUGGCGGACGGCGCCAUCGACAUUAUCGUCUCGGCGCAUGAUCCGCAGGAUGUCGACACCAAGCGGCUACCGUUUGCCGACGCCGAGAAUGGCGCCAUCGGGCUCGAGACACUGCUUGCCGCAGCGCUGAGGCUCUAUCAUUCCGGCGAUGUUCCGCUGAUGCGGCUGAUCGAUGCGCUGUCGACGCGUCCGGCGCAGAUCCUGGGACUGGAUGCGGGAACGCUGAAGACCGGCGCACGCGCCGAUAUCGCGUUGAUCGACCCCGAGUAUCCUUGGGUUCUAUCCAAGGAUGAUAUCGUCUCGAUGUCCAAGAACAGCGCCUUCGAGGACGCCAGGUUCACCGGCAAAGUGUUGCAAACACUGGUUGCAGGUGUCACAGGUUCCGGGGAGGAAGAACGCACCGUGCCUGAUCUGAUCGACUGGACCCUGUCCACUCCCUUGAUGCUUGCAUCGCUGCUGUUUGGCUAUCUGUGCGGCUCGAUUCCGUUCGGGCUGAUCCUCACCCGCAUGGCCGGGCUCGGGGAUGUGCGCUCCAUCGGUUCGGGGAAUAUCGGCGCCACCAACGUGCUGCGCACCGGCAACAAGAAACUUGCGGCCACAACCCUGCUCGCCGAUGCGCUCAAGGGAACAGUGGCGGUUGUCGUUGCUCGCCAAUUUGUUGGCAUGGAAGCUGCGCUGAUCGCCGGACUUGGCGCAUUUUUGGGGCACCUUUACCCGGUAUGGCUGAAAUUCAAGGGUGGCAAGGGGGUGGCGACCUAUCUCGGCGUGUUGCUCGGCCUGGCGCCGGUGAUGGUGCUGGUGUUCGCCGCGGUCUGGCUCGGCAUGGCCAAACUGUUCAAAUACUCAUCGCUGGCGGCGCUCGCCGCAGCGGUGGCGGUGCCGAUUGCACUUUAUCUAUAUGGGCGGCCCGAAGUGGCGUCGCUGUUUGUGCUGCCGGACCUGUCGCGGCGCGGCGGAUCUGCGCGCACCAUUAGGGUCGCAAGCGUUGAAGAAGCAGAGCGGGAACUGGAAGCGGCAGAGAAAUUCGGUGCCGUCUUUAUCGGUAUCGGCGAACCAGACUACCCACCGGCGCUCAGGCGUAUCGACGGUGCGCCGCCGCUGAUUGCGGCUAUCGGUGACCUGGCGCUGGCACCGCGGGCUGCGGUGGGGAUCGUCGGUUCGCGCAAUGCCUCGGUGUCUGGUGCCAAGAUGGCCGCACGCAUGGCGCGUGAACUCGGAGCUGCCGGCUAUGUCAUCGUAUCUGGCUUUGCCCGUGGGAUUGAUGCGGCAGCCCACCGGGCAAGCCUUGAAAACGGCACCAUCGCGGCCCUCGCCGGAGGCCUGGAUCAACCCUAUCCGCCGGAAAACAAUGAACUCUACAAGGACAUCUGCGCCGGAAACGGUCUCGCGAUCAGUGAAAUGCCGAUGGGCUGGGAGCCGCGGGCGCGAGACUUUCCGCGGCGCAAUCGUCUGAUUGCCGGCAUCGGCCUGGGACUGGUGGUCAUCGAGGCAGCCCAACGCUCGGGCUCGCUGAUCACCGCGCGGCGGGCCGGCGAUUUCGGCCGGCUGGUGUUCGCAGUGCCAGUGGUAGUGGAAUCGCCUGCGAAGGCAAAAACGAUCAAUAAAUACCUCGGAAGCGAUUACAAGGUCCUGGCCUCGUUCGGCCAUGUUCGAGACCUGCCGGCCAAGGAUGGAUCCGUUCUUCCCGACGAGGACUUCGCCAUGUCAUGGGAAGUCGAUACGGCUUCCAACAAGCGGCUCAAAGACAUUACCGAAGCGCUCAAGGGAGCAGACUCGCUGAUCCUGGCAACUGACCCGGAUCGCGAAGGUGAAGCGAUUUCCUGGCAUGUGCUGGAAGUUCUCAACAAGAAAAAGGCGCUCAAGGACAAAAAGGUCUCCCGCGUCGUGUUCAACGCCAUCACCAAGAAAUCCGUUCUCGACGCGAUGGCCAAUCCGCGCGAGAUCGACACGCCGCUGGUGGACGCCUAUCUGGCGCGCCGGGCGCUCGACUAUCUGGUCGGCUUCAAUCUCUCACCGGUGCUGUGGCGCAAAUUGCCCGGCGCCCGCUCUGCCGGACGCGUGCAAUCGGUGGCGCUUCGCCUCGUGUGUGACCGUGAAAGCGAGAUCGAGCGCUUCAUCUCUGAGGAAUACUGGCAGAUCGCGGCGGAGCUUAAAACGCCGCGCGGGGAAGGUUUCACCGCGCGACUGACGUCGCAUGACGGUGAGAAGAUCACCAAGAUGUCGGUCACCAAUGGCGACCUUGCCGGACAGAUCAAGGACAUGCUCGAGGGCGCGUCGUUUGUCGCCGACAGCGUUGAAGCCAAGCCGACACGACGCAAUCCGUCCCCGCCGUUCACCACAUCGACGCUGCAGCAGGCUGCCUCCUCCAAGCUCGGCUUUAACGCCUCGCGCACCAUGCAGGUGGCGCAGAAGCUUUAUGAAGGCAUCGACAUCGGUGGCGAGACCGUGGGUCUAAUAACCUAUAUGCGGACCGACGGCGUGCAGAUGGCGCCCGAAGCAAUUGACGAGGCGCGUGCCGCCAUCGGAACGCGGUUCGGUGACCGUUAUGUGCCGGAAAAGGCCCGCCUCUACUCGACCAAGGCCAAGAAUGCGCAGGAAGCCCAUGAAGCGAUCCGCCCGACCGGGUUCGAGCGGGCACCGGACGAGCUGAAGAAAUAUCUCGAUGCCGACCAGCUCAAGCUUUACGAUCUGAUCUGGAAGCGUGCGAUCGCCAGCCAGAUGGCCUCCGCCGAAAUCGAGCGCACCACUGUCGACAUCACCGCCUCCAAGGGCGGCAAGACGGCAGGCUUGCGCGCCACCGGUUCGGUUGUUCGGUUCGACGGCUUCAUCGCCGCAUACACCGAUGCCAAGGAAGAUGGCGAGCAGUCAGACGGCGAUGGCGACGAUGACGGCCGGCUGCCGCAGAUCAACGCGCAGGAGGCGCUGGCCGGGGACAAGAUCAAUGCCUCGCAGCAUUUCACCGAGCCGCCGCCGCGGUUUUCGGAAGCCUCGCUGAUCAAGAAGAUGGAAGAGCUCGGCAUCGGCCGUCCUUCGACCUAUGCCUCGACGCUGGCGACCUUGCGCGACCGCGAAUAUGUGACCAUCGAGAACCGCAGACUGACACCUGAACCCAAGGGCCGUCUGGUCAUCUCGUUCCUGGAGAAUUUCUUCAACCGCUAUGUCGAGUUCGGCUUCACUGCCGAUCUGGAAGAAAAGCUCGACCGGAUUUCGGCCGGCGAACUGGCCUGGAAAGACGUCUUGCGCGAGUUCUGGACGGAGUUCCAUGCGCAUAUCGACGACACCAAGGAACUGCGCGUCACGCAAGUGCUCGAUGCGCUGAACGAGGCGCUGGCGCCGCUGGUCUUCCCCGAACGGGAAGACGGCUCAAACCCGCGCAUCUGCCCGACCUGCGGCACCGGCAAUCUGUCGCUGAAGCUCGGCAAAUACGGCGCCUUUGUCGGAUGCUCGAACUAUCCCGAUUGCAACUUCACCCGCCAGCUCUCGUCCAAUGGCUCGGAUGCCGACGCAGCGCUUUCCAACGAGCCGCAAGAAUUGGGCAUGGACCCGACCACGGGGGAACCAGUCACAUUGCGGACCGGUCGCUUCGGCCCCUACGUCCAGCGCGGCGAAGGCAAGGAAGCCAAGCGCUCCAGCCUGCCCAAAGGCUGGGAAGUCGCCAGCAUCGAUUUCGAGAAGGCCCUCUCGCUGCUGGCCCUUCCCCGCGACGUCGGCGAGCACCCGGAAUCGGGUAAGAUGAUCACCGCCGGGCUUGGCCGCUACGGUCCAUUCGUGCUGCAUGACGGCACCUAUGCCAAUCUCGAAAGCGUGGAGGACGUGUUCACCAUCGGCCUCAAUCACGCGGUCACCGUGAUCGCCGAGAAGAAGGCCAAGGGGCCAGGCCGGGGGCGUGGCACACCAGCUGCGUUGAAAGAGCUGGGGGAUCAUCCCGAUGGCGGCGCGAUCACCGUGCGUGACGGCAAAUACGGUCCUUACGUCAACUGGGGCAAGAUCAACGCCACCCUGCCCAAGGACAAGGUCCCGACUGAAGUGACGGUUGAGGAGGCCCUCGAGCUGAUCGCCGCCAAGGCUGCUGCCUCAGGCAAGAAGACCAAGGCGCCGGCGAAGAAGGCCACCAAGGCCAAACCGAAAGCAGCUGCCAAGAAACCGGCUGCGAAGAAGACUGCGGCAGCCAAGAAAGCCGCAGCCGCCAAGGAAAAGAAGGACUGA